Photinus pyralis (common eastern firefly) is the source of this 3138-nucleotide messenger RNA. RefSeq lists its product as uncharacterized. Lineage: Eukaryota; Metazoa; Arthropoda; Insecta; Coleoptera; Lampyridae. The record is from RefSeq and is a predicted model, not a curated record. The transcript is spliced from 4 exons. Bases 1 to 3138 code for a protein of 1045 amino acids.
AUGUUAAUUCAGAAUCAUGUAAAGGCUUUGUUCAAUGUUGAAAAACUACAAGUAGAAUCUUCCAGUGGUUUGCGUAAGUUGGUUGAUAGUGUUGCCAAGCAUUUGCGAGCGCUCAAAACCCUAAAUGAACCUGUAGAGACUUGGGAUACCCUUGUUAUUUAUAUGAUAAGUGGCCCUUGUAAAACGUGCAGGGCGAAACAUAAUACGCUUCUACAUUUCAACUCGAAGCCUGACAGCAACGCAAACGCGUCUGGAAGCAACCAAAUCGAAAACAUUGAAGAUAUGCACCGGGAGCGUGUAAACUUGUCCUCCUUAAACAUAUCAACCAAUCAAGUAUUAUUAGCUACGGUGUUAGUUGACAUUCUUGACAAACACAACAAGCCAUGUACUGCGCGUGCCUUACUUGAUGCCGGUUCUCAAAGUAGUUUUCUCACCCAGCAGCUUUCGAGAAAAUUACAGUUAUCAGAAAGCUCAAUCAAUAUUAAAAUUUGCGGAUUUAGCGAUUCCGAGUCAGAGUGUAAAAGCAAAUGUGUUGCACGCAUUAAAUCUAAGGUUAAUGAUUUCUCCUUUGAGAUUUCUUGUUUAAUAGUUCCUCAUAUAACGAGUAAUUUGCCUAAUUUCAGAAUUAACAGAAGCAAGUUAAACAUUCCUCCCAACAUAACUUUAGCUGAUCCCAAAUUUGAUUCAGCAGGGAAUGUAGAUAUGUUAAUAGGGGCCGAUUAUUUUUGGGAUCUAAUAUGUGUAGGUCAAAUAAGGUUGGGUGCAGAGGGCCCGUUUGCACAAAAAACAAAAUUAGGUUGGAUUAUUUCGGGUCGCAUGGGAGGCGGAUCGCAUCAAAGGGUACGAUGCCAGCUCGCUAAAAAUAUUGACGUUGACGAGCAGCUCACGCGUUUUUGGGAAAUUGAGGAGUUCCCACGCACCAAGCUUAUGUCAAAUGAGGAAAGGGCCUGUGAAGAUCAUUUUCGUAAAACAUUCAAACGCGACAGUGACAAUAAGUUUAUUGUAACAAUCCCUCUAGUAGAAGAUCCAGAUAGGUUAGGGGACUCCUUUGAUACAGCGCACAAAAGGUUCUUAUCUUUGGAACGAAGGUUUGAUCGUGACGACUCCUUUAAGACAGAAUAUUGCAAGUUCAUGAGCGAAUAUGAGAGGUUGGGACAUAUGCUUAAGGUUGACAAUAAACAAAACAGCGCAAUUUCUUAUUAUUUGCCUCACCACGGCGUCUUAAAGGAAAGUAGUCUAACAACCAAACUUCGCGUUGUAUUUGAUGCUUCGUGUCCUAGUACGUCUGGAAUUUCCUUUAAUGAUUUGCAGAUGACAGGCCCUACCAUUCAGUCAGAUCUUUUCAGUAUUUUGAUUCGUUAUAGACAGCACAAUUAUGUCAUUGCCGCUGAUGUGGAGAAGAUGUAUCGCAUGUGCAAAAUAAAUGAAACCCAAAGGACCUUACAACGUAUUUUGUGGCGCAACAACAAAACCGACGAAAUAGGCACUUAUGAAUUGCAGACCGUUACUUAUGGUACCAAAUCGGCAGCGUUUUUAGCGAUAAGAUGUCUCUUUCAGUUAGGAAUCGAAUGUGAGGCGGAAUUUCCCGAAGUUGCUCGAGCAAUAAAGGAAGAUUUCUACGUAGACGAUCUUCUGACGGGUUCCGAGACCGUAGAAAAGACGGUUGAAAUUGGAAAUAGCAUAGCGUUGACACUCGGUAAAGCUGGAUUUCAUUUGCGUAAGUGGGUAUCCAAUAGCAACAAGGUUCUAGAAGGUAUACAUACUAACGAUAAGGCUGACUCAAUUGAUUUAGGCGUGAACGAGAACACAAAAACUUUGGGAUUGUUUUGGAAUGGCCAAAGGGACUGUCUGUUCUAUAAAAUAAGUGAUGGUUCCCGGAAAAAUAUCACUAAACGCGUUGUUCUCUCGGAGAUAUCACAAUUAUUCGACCCGUUAGGUCUAUUAAGUGCGACCAUAGUUCUAGCAAAAAUUAUUUUACGUGACAUAUGGUUAGAAAGGUUAGAGUGGGAUAAUUCCUUAUCAUAUAGUUUACAUUCAAGAUGGUUAUUAUUCCGAGAUCAGUUAAGUUCUUUAAAUAGCCUUGAAAUAGGCCGUAGAGUAAUCUGUACAAAUCCUAUACUAGUUGAAAUGCACGGAUUUUCGGACGCCUCGGCCUAUGCCUAUGGCGCUUGUGUCUAUAUUAAAUCGGAAAACGCUGAGGGCGAUACUUUAGUUAGACUUGUAUGCGCAAAAUCAAGGGUCGCACCUCUUAAAACGCAAACCAUUCCUAGGUUGGAACUUAUGGCUGCGUUGUUACUCUCAAGAUUAGUAAACAAGGUAAAAUCGUCUUUAAAGGUUUUUAUUAACAGAGUCGUCUGUUGGUGCGAUUCUACGAUCGUAUUAGGAAUCCAGGAGCACGCGGACGUCACUGAAUGGAGACAUGUUCCAACGCAGGACAACCCCGCUGAUUACGUUUCUCGUGGCGUUAAUCCAUGUGAUUUGUUAGCUCUUAACACCUAUUGGCUAGGCCCUGCGUGGCUAAAGCUAAAUGAACAGUUUUGGCCUACAAAAGGGAUUUCGCAAGAAAGCUUGCCUGAAGUGCGCAAAAUAGUGCAAACAAAUGCUGCUACUACGAUCGAUUGCGUUAUUGAUUUUUCGAAAUAUUCUAGUUUAUGUAAUGCUUUAUUAACCUUUGAGCGAUUUUACACCUUAUUAGUUCAAAUAGAGGCGGUCUUAAAUUCGCGUCCAUUGACUCCAUUAUCUAAUGACCCCUCAGACUAUAUACCUUUGACACCGUCACACUUUUUGAUCGGACGGCCCUUAACUGCAGUGCCUGAACUAGAAUUCAUGCAGCUUCCAGAAAACCGUCUCUCCCACUUUCAGCAAGUCCAGAGGCUUCAGCAACAUUUUUGGGCAAGAUGGUCCCUCGAAUACGUGUCUGAACUACAGCAACGUGUGAAGUGGAGGAGUAAUUACGAGAUUUUAAAGGUUGGCGAUCUAGUUGUCAUAAAGGAAGACAACUUGCCCCCGUGCAAAUGGCUUUUGGGAAGAAUCGACAGCUUACACCCAGGCCGAGAUGGAAUUUCGAGAGUUGCCACUUCAACACCCGAAAGGGCCCCAUUAAACGUUCAUUCGCCAAGAUUUGUCCGUUACCAAUAA